AUGAUCAGUACAAAGUAUACAGGUGCACUCUUACUGAGACGAUCCAUUACAUCGUCCGGAACAUGUUCCAAUAAGCUCUCUAGCCCUUUUAGUGGUGAUGCUACAUACCGUGGCGGUCUUCCAAAUGCCAUUUUCUUAAAGGGAAGCAGUGGAGACUAUGACAAUAUGAACAUGGACUGCGAUGGCGCAAACAAUUCGGCCGGUCGGUACUCAAAUCUCGGCCGGCGAAACCGCGUAAAGAGACCGUCAAGAGCUACAGUAUCCCCAAACCUCAAUGCAAAUGUCCACACCCAAGUUGUCUUUGGAAAUGAAGGCGCCAGCCCAUCGUUCAACCCCCAGAGCAAGGUAAUGGAACCUCUCAGUGUCACGGCAAUAGAGUGCAACAACGAGGUAGUAUUUUUUAUCCGAAACUCAGGUGAUACAAAUGACUUUACUUCUACCGGAGAGGCUUUCCUGGCAUUGGUGCAAAUUGAAAGGCCAAAAACACGACAAAAUUCGAGAUCAGCAUCAAGCCCUUGGGCAAUCAACCCGUUACCAGCCUGUACAUCAGCAACUCUCUUUGAAGGAAUAGAAUCUCUGCCCUUUCGGCAUAUAUGA
Trichoderma atroviride IMI 206040 is the source of this 597-nucleotide messenger RNA. The record is from RefSeq and is a predicted model, not a curated record. Lineage: Eukaryota; Fungi; Ascomycota; Sordariomycetes; Hypocreales; Hypocreaceae.